Molecule: messenger RNA, 303 nt
Organism: Eruca vesicaria subsp. sativa (arugula)
Lineage: Eukaryota; Viridiplantae; Streptophyta; Magnoliopsida; Brassicales; Brassicaceae
Source: the annotation of a GenBank genome assembly
AUGGUGACUUAUUCCAUCCACCUUGCCGAUUUGAAAGUCAUGCGCUGCUCCAACACCACCGAGGUUCACUUGCUGAGGUUUUGGGAGGCUAGAAAUGUGAGGAAAGACGGUGAGUUCAUGAGUCUAGACAUGCUCCUCAUCGACGAGAAUUUGACGGUUAUUCAAGAUUCUGUUAAUGCGAACCAUCAAUUCAUGUUCAGACAACAUCUCAGCGAAGGGUCAGUCUACAGGUUGAUCGGGUUACCUCGGCAGCAACCCCAAUUUCCGGAUGUUAGAUGCCACUUUCUCCAUUUGGUUCAAUAA